CAUCUCUUCAUUUUCCAACCAUCUUCUUCUUUUCGCCACACCCGUAAAUAUUUACUUUUUCUCACUAUGUUCAACUUAUUAUUAUUAAAUUAACUAAUUUAGUGUAUGCCACUAGAAUUAUUUUUAUAUAAAAUAUUUUUCAUCACCUUCCUGAUUAGAUAAUAAUAUAAUCAAAAAUUCACCCAUUUCCUUCAUCUUCCCCAAUCUCUCUAAAACCCUAGAAACUCACUUCCUCAGUUUCUCCAACUCUGUACUUCGUAUCAUCAAGCGAAACCCUAAAAGAAGCAAUCUUUAGUCUCUUCUCUUCUUUAUUUUUUCUGGGGAGAAAGAAAUUUCACUUUUUUUUAUCCGAUUUCUGCUUCAUCUGGGUUUUGGAUUUUUGCGAUCGAUUUUGAGAAAUUAGCAAACAAUGUCGGGUUCUGGAGGAGUUUCAAUCGCACGUACAGCGAUCCGUGGUGAGAAUCGGUUUUAUAAUCCACCUCCGAUGCGUAGGAUGCAGCAAGAGGCCCAAUUGCAGCAACAGAUUAGGGAGAAGCAACGUCGUGAUGAUGAAGAUGAGGUUUUGAUGGAUAAGGAAAGGAGAAAGGCUGCUACUGUUGCUCCGAGGACUACUAGGAAAGGUCUUGGUGUGUCGGAGAGUAAGAGUCGGGUUGUUGUUUCGGGUUCGGAAGUAUGUGCCGGUUCUUCUGAUUCUUCUUCCGGGUCGGGUCGGGUUCUUAGUGAUGGGUCUAACUUGGAUCGGUUCUUGGAGCAUACUACUCCUGUUGUUCCUGCUCGUUUAUUUCCCAUGAGGAGCAGGUGGGAACUUAAAACCCGUGAAUCGGAUUGCCAUACGUAUUUUGUUUUGGAGGAUCUUUGGGAGUCAUUUGCUGAAUGGAGUGCAUACGGUGCUGGUGUUCCUUUAGAGAUGCAUCCUCUAGAAAUGCAUGGGAAUGACUCCACUGUGCAGUAUUAUGUGCCUUACUUAUCCGGUAUUCAGUUGUAUGUUGAUCCGUUGAAGAAGCCUAGAAAUCCAGUUGGAGAUAAUGAAGGAAGUAGUGAAGGAAGCAGCAACAGUAGGACUUUGCCGGUGGACUUGAGUGUCGGUGAACUGAAUAGAAUUAGUCUGAAAGAUCAAUCUAUUACUGGCUCGUUGUCUAGUGGAGAAGCUGAGAUCAGCAAUCCGCAGGGACGAUUACUAUUCGAGUACUUGGAGUAUGAACCUCCAUUUGGCAGGGAACCUCUGGCUAACAAAAUCUCGGAUCUCGCGUCAAGAGUUCCUGAGCUAAUGACAUACCGGAGCUGUGAUCUUCUUCCUUCAAGUUGGGUCUCUGUGUCAUGGUAUCCAAUAUACAGAAUACCGGUUGGUCCAACACUACAAAAUCUUGAUGCCUGCUUUCUAACUUUUCACUCUCUCUCAACAGCACCUCCUCAAAGUGCUAUGGGUUGUAGUGAUUCACAACCAUCCACAAAGCUACCGUUGCCUACUUUUGGACUCGCAUCUUAUAAGCUGAAAGUAUCUGUGUGGAACCAAAAUAGAAUUCAAGAGUCCCAAAAGAUGACUUCUUUGCUACAAGCUGCAGAUAAAUGGCUCAAGCGUCUGCAAGUUGAUCAUCCAGACUACAGAUUCUUCACCUCUAACAGUCCACAAAUGAGGUGAAAAUGAAAGAUACAUUCUUGACCAUGGAUUUGGCUCUGGUCUGAUCAAAAGACCCAUUAUCUGCUGCUCUUACUUCACAUAUAAAGUCUCUCUUACACUGAAGAACCACCAAAUAGUGGUUAGACUCUUGCGUGUUUUUCAGGCGAUUUAAGAGUCUCUGCUGUUUCGUUUCCAGAAGAUGCUUUGUGAAUUGUAGCCUAAUCUUCCUCUUUCUUCUUCUGAAACUUAGUCUUUUGAUUUUCCCUGAAUAAGGAUUUGAGGAGCCCAUAUAGUGAAAUUUGCGAGGAGUGUUUUUGUAAUGUUGAGAUGCAACACUUUUUGUGAUACAAUUUGAUUGCUGAACUGAUGAAACACAGGGUUGGCUUAUAAGUUUUAUACUGAAAAGUUUUAAGCGUUGGCUAAUUUUAC
Messenger RNA from Arabidopsis thaliana (thale cress), 2047 nucleotides. RefSeq lists its product as hypothetical. The transcript is spliced from 6 exons. Lineage: Eukaryota; Viridiplantae; Streptophyta; Magnoliopsida; Brassicales; Brassicaceae. Bases 410 to 1639 code for a protein of 409 amino acids. The record is from RefSeq and is marked reviewed.